ACAAACUCACUAUCGAAAGUGACGCAAAUGAUAAAAUACUGGUAUGAUAUUUCAAUCCAACAUGAAAGAGACGGUAGCCUGGUAAUUCUGAGGUAUUUUGACCGUAUAAACCCCUAAAAUGUUUAAGGAAAUUAAAGAAAGCGGACACACAUCGCUUAUCCACGCCGUAUAAACGGUCAAUUAGUGACAGUUAAUCACAUGACAGGCCGGCCGAACCUGCCUUAGUGCUCUGCACGGUUGUGGCAUCGAUUGAUUUUCAACCGCAGCAUAUCAACAUCAUGGCAAAACCCCCACAUGAGAAAUAAUUUGUGGCAUCUAAAUUUUACCGACUCCAAAUCAAUUUUUUGCUCUGUUUCUUUCAGCACUUACUGAAGGAGAUUUAAUUAGGUCUCGGUUUUGUUUUACUUUAUUUCCAACUUUCCUCAUAGAAAACAGUCUUAUUUAAAAGUAGGCUAUAUAGCCUUCCUCCACGUUCAGGACCCAAAAUGAAGGUUGAGGGUUUGGUUGAAAGUAGCGACAGGGCUGGGGUUAAGACAGGGGGUACCGCCGGCCCUGGUCCGGCUAGCCAGUGCUGUAUCUCGCGAUUGCUAAGCGUGGUGGAGAGUGAGCUGCAAGCGGGGAGAGAGAAGGGCGACCCCACAGAGAAGCAGCUAAAGGUGACGCUCGAGGAAGCGGAGCUGUGGGGAAAGUUCAACGAAGUCACCAACGAGAUGAUCGUCACCAAGAGCGGCAGGCGGAUGUUCCCGGUGCUGAAAGUCAGUGUGUCAGGUCUGGACCCCAAUGCCAUGUACAGCUUCCUGCUGGACUUCCUACCAGCAGACAGUCACCGCUGGAAGUAUGUUACUGGAGAGUGGGUGACGGCGGGUAAACCGGAGCCUCCCGGUAACAGCUGUGUGUACAUCCACCCAGACUCACCCAACUUCGGUGCCCACUGGAUGAAGGCACCAGUGUCUUUCAGUAAGGUCAAACUCACCAACAAGCUCAACGGAGGUGGACAGAUCAUGUUGAACUCCCUCCAUAAGUACAAGCCUCAGCUUCACAUCGUCAGAGUGGGCGGCAACCACCGCAUGGUCACCAACAUCUCCUUCAGCGACACACAGUUCAUUGCUGUUACAGCCUACCAAAACGAAGAGAUCACUGCCCUGAAGAUCAAGUACAACCCCUUCGCUAAGGCUUUUCUGGAUGCCAAAGAGAAAAACCACCCGAAGAGUCCAUUGGAGUCCCCCUUUGAUAGCCAUGUGGGGAUUCAACACUGUGGCUGGUUUAUGUCUAACCCAGACUCUCUGUGUUCGGGCGGGGGUCCUAAUUUUGCCUACAGCGGGGGUCUGCCUCUUACCUCCCCUCGCGGGUACAAACAUUACCACCCCAGGCCAGCCCCCUACCCCCCAUCGUACCUGUCGCAUGUCUCACACACUUCAGUCUCUCUGUCUGAGGGGCUACAGGUGUUGUCUGGGGGCCCCGAAGGCUGGUCGCCCCCUGCCCCCCCCCCUGCAGCCUUGCCUGUGACGUCACCCUCGUCACUCCCGUCCACCAAUAGCAGCAGUCAGUACCCGUGUCUGUGGACAGUCGGGUGUACAGAUGGAAGUCCCUCUUCUCCCUGCUCCCAGCUUCAUGGACCAAUCAACAGUGAAAGCCACUCACAACCACCCAAUCAUGUCCGGCUGGGCGGGCCCAGUUGGCCGCCUGUUUCCACCAAUUCCUUCUGAAAAGUAUUUGAUUGGUCAAGGCCCCCGUGUGGAUGAUCCGUAGUCCUGGGAGCCAGCACCAGACGGCCCAUUGUUAACCCUCCAUGUUAGAUAAUGUGUGCACAUAUAAUGCCAUACAAAUGAGUGAAUGUGCCUAAAAGAAACGUAAACACUUGUAUGCUUUUCUGUUCGCUUUCAAAUGUUGACGUACGUUUCAUGUCUAUGGUUCAGGCCGGAGAGAUUAUCAAGGUUAAACUCUGGUCAUGACCGAUGUAAAACUUGCCAGCCUUACUUAUAAUGUGUGUUUGUAACCAAGUGGGAAUUUAUCACGUGCGACUGGGAAAGAUCCACUUCAACAGCCCCCCAACUGAUCCCUGAGCUCAAAACUUUGCCCUACAUGGUGACUUCUGAUGUCACCUACCAGAGAUAUUACCUUAAUGACACCAUUGUUCGCUGCAAAACAUUGUUUUAAAAAGUUAUGUAUUUAUAAAAUGUUAAACCUGUAUCUUUAGAUAUGGUUUUUAACAUGUGUUUUUAGAUAAUGGUUGAUGCAGCUCCUUGCCCAAUUUGCAUUUGUCAGUGAGUUCAAAGCACAAGAUAAGGGGUGUGAAUGAAUGAAUUACUGACUUCCCUCCUUGUCAUUUCCCACCCACUUGAUUAUGCAUGCAGCAUUAAUAUGCAGGAGUAAUAACUAUCUGAAACUACAGUACAAAAAACAUGUAUUAUGUCUGCCUUCAUUUUGUAAGCUGAUAAUUGCUGUUGUAAUGAAAAUAAACAUUGGCCUAUCA
Esox lucius (northern pike) is the source of this 2473-nucleotide messenger RNA. RefSeq names its product T-box transcription factor 19 (gene tbx19). The coding region runs from base 486 to 1706 and encodes 406 amino acids. Gene Ontology annotation, cellular component: nucleus. The transcript has 9 exons. Gene Ontology annotation, biological process: regulation of transcription by RNA polymerase II; cell fate specification; mesoderm formation. Gene Ontology annotation, molecular function: RNA polymerase II cis-regulatory region sequence-specific DNA binding; DNA-binding transcription factor activity, RNA polymerase II-specific. Lineage: Eukaryota; Metazoa; Chordata; Actinopteri; Esociformes; Esocidae. The record is from RefSeq and is a predicted model, not a curated record.